Messenger RNA from Alligator mississippiensis (American alligator), 14041 nucleotides. It is a transcript of the gene DNHD1, whose product is annotated as dynein heavy chain domain 1. NCBI's taxonomy places the organism in Eukaryota, Metazoa, Chordata, Crocodylia, Alligatoridae. Bases 94 to 13992 code for a protein of 4632 amino acids. The record is from RefSeq and is a predicted model, not a curated record. Gene Ontology annotation, biological process: microtubule-based movement. The transcript is spliced from 37 exons. Gene Ontology annotation, molecular function: minus-end-directed microtubule motor activity; ATP binding; dynein intermediate chain binding. Gene Ontology annotation, cellular component: dynein complex.
GCUGCGGGCGUGUGGGCGGGGCCUCGACGGGGCGGGGCUCGCGCUGGCCCCGCCCCCUCCCGCGCCGCCGCUAACGGCCCCGCAUCCGCCCGCAUGGAGCCGCCCGACGGGGCGGGCAGCCCGGGGCCGUCGCGGCCCCGGCCGGGCUCCCCCCGCGCCGCGCCGCCCCGCACGGGCGUGCAGACCGCCGAGGCGAUGGUGCGGGACAAGCCCCUGGGCAGGACGGAGGUCGCCUACCUCAACGUCGCCGCUGGCCGCCACUACCGGCCGUACAGCCUGGCCGCGGUGCCCAAGGCGAGGGCGGCCCCGCAGCACUACGUCUUCUCGCCCUUCGGCGUGCUGCACGUGCAGCCGGGGCAGGGGGCCGAGGCGCUGGCGCUGGGCGCGUGGCACCGGGAGGCCGUGCUCUGGGGCUUGCUGCGCGGCAUCCCCGUCUUCCGCCGCUGCCUGCUGCGCGCCGCCUUUGCCCGCUGGCAGCGCGGCACCCGGUGCCUGCGGAUGCAGCAGCGCCAGGCGGUCCUGGGCGCCCGCCUGCUCCAGGCCGUGCCCCACUUCGGCGCUGCCCUGCUCCAUAUCUCCAGGCUGCUGCAGGAGCUGCGGUCCGUGCAUUGGCUGCCCCAGGACAAUACCCGCAGCUUCAGCUUCCCGGAGCUGCAGCGGGCCCUGGUCCAGGAGAAGAGCCACGCACGUGGCCUGCUGGCCCGCUUCCUUACCCUCUACACCACCAUCCUGGAGCUGGUGAGCCCAGCCUGGCCGGCCGCUCACCCGAGCAGCCCGGUUUGGCGUGGCAUGGCGCGGCACGCCCCUUCCAUGGGUGCAGCACCCCCUGCAGCACCGCCCCUUGUCCAGUGGGGCAGGCAAGCGGGGGGCAUUGGGGGAGCGAGUGCCCGCCCCUCAAACAUGGGGCCACCUUGGCAGGUGCGCAAUGACACGUACAGGAUGGCGCGGGGGCUGCAGAGGGGGACGCAGGUGUGCGGGCGCCCCCAGGCUGGGGGGUCCGCGCACCAGCAGCGCCUGCAAAGCGAGGGGAUGCAGCGGUGGCACCGGGAGGCCGAGCGCUGGCUGGGGCAACUGGGCAGCCUGGCCCGGCUUGUCAACCUGCUCGUGGCCCAGAGCCUGGUCUCCGUGGUGCAAGACCAGGUCGCCGCUUUCGUCAGCCACGUCAUGCAGGUGCGGGGCGGGGGUGCCGGCCUGGGUCCCCGUGGCUGGGCUUCUGGGGCCGUCCCUGCCCUGACCGCCCCCCUGCCCUCGCAGGCCGACGGCGCCAGGCGCGAAGCCGUGCUGCGGGUGCAGCUGGUCUUCGAUGCCGACAACCAGCUGGCGCCCUUCCCCUCGCGCCAGGCGCUGGAGGACAGCCUACUGGGUGCGCUGGAUGCUGUGCUGGAGUCGGUGCUGGAGGUGUGCCAGACCAGAAAGGAGCAGCCGGGGUCACUGCCCGAGUCGAGUGCCUCGGAGGCCGGGAUGGCACCAGGCCUGGACCCGCUGACCGGUGCAUGUCCUCACCCUGCUGCAGCCCCAGGGCUGAGCGGGGUCCUCCCCUGCCCCGGUCCUGUCCCUGCCCCCAGCUGCAGCAGAGGGGCCACCCCGGUCCCUGCUACGGGGGGCUCACACUGCCCCCCAUGCACAGCCCUCUGGGAGGCGGGGAAGGGCAGCAUGGGGACCCCCGUGCAGCUGCUGCCCAGUCUGUGGGAUGAGGUGCUGGGCACACAAGAGCAAGCCCUGAGGCAGCCCCUCGCGGGCCUGGAGGUGACGGGGCGCCGGGUGCACGGACACUACCCGGAGCCGGCGUGGGAACAGCUGGAGCAGGACCUGCGCACCAAUAGCCGCAUCCAGGGGGCCCGCGCCACCCAGCAGGCCCAGCUGGCGGCGGCGCUGGACGAGACGCGGGAGCUGUGCCGGGAGCACGCCUGGGUGGCCGAGGUGCACACCUUCGUGCAGGGCUGGAGCCCCACAGCACUGGAGGUUAUGCGGGGCCAGCCGCCCAGCACCUACGCCGAGCACGUGGCCCAGCUCCGCGCCUGGGCCCGGCGCCUGCAGGACCUGCCGCCCGCCGUCGUCACCCGCAACCGCCUCUUCCUGGUGGACUGCAGCAGCCUGCAACAGGAGACCGCACCCCUGCUGGCCUCCAUCACCAACGAGCUCCAGGCGCUGGCGCUGCACGAGGCAUCGCUGCGCAGCAAGGUCCUCAUCACCGAGCUGAGCACCGUGCUGAAGCUCUACCGCAGCGUUGGCUCCGACAUCCUCACCGUCGCCAAGUGCUCCCACAAGGUGCGGCCCCAGCCGGGGCAUCGGGAUGCCCCAAGGGGCAGGGGUGGGGGCAGCUCAGACACCCAUCUGGCCAAUAGAGAGGCAUCAGCCCCCGUCGCUGACGAGCAGAUGCCCCCGCAGCUGCAGCAGUACCAGGGCCAGAUGGGCGAGCUGCAGGAGCGCGUGGAGUACGUGCGCAGCCUCAACGACGUGAUCCGGCACUGCUUCCGCCCGCUCGCCCCGGACGAGGAGAACCAGGAGAACGCGCUCCUGGACACGUGGGAGGCCUUCGUCUUCCAGCAGCAGGAGGCCUCGGACUUCAUCACCUUGCGGCGCCUCAGCAUCGUGGACGAGCUGGAGGAGUCGCUGCAGCGGGCGCGGCAGGAGCUGCACGACCUGCUGGCCGCGGCCACCACGGGCCGGUUCCAGGACCCCGCGUCGAACGCCCAUGCCGCCGAGCAGGACCUGCGCGCCCUGCUCCUGCGCUUCCAGGCCACGGCCGCCCGCCUGGAUGAGCUCUGCCACUCCCAGAAGACCCUCACAGGGGACUGCAUGGACCAGGCUUUCGUGGCCACGGGCCAGGACCUGAUCGAGGCCCACGAGCGCCUCUGGAGACUGUUCCGCACCGUCACCGAGCAGCUCGUCGAGUGGCGCUGCCUCGCCUUCGCCAAGUUCAGCGCGGGCCUGGCACUGGAGCGCGCGGCGGAGUGGCAGAGGGAGGCGUCCCGCCUGGAGGAGCGCCUGCCAGACGCGCACCCCGUGCUGCAGGCGUGCACGCGGGCCAUUGGCGCCUUCCAGCAGGUGCUGCCCCUGCUGCAGGCGCUGGGCAGCCCCCUCCUGACGGCUGCCUGCUGGAGGGAGAUCUUCGCGGCGAUGGGCGUGAAGUGCCCGGCCAUCGCGCAGCUCACGCUGGGACAGCUGCUCUCCUACCCACUGCUGGAGCACCGUGACACCAUCUUCAAGGUGUGGUCGAAUGAGCAGGGGCGCUGGCACACGACGGACACGCUGCGCCGGCUGCAGAAGACCUGGGCCGAGAAGCAGCUGCGCGUGGUCAACUUCAUCCUGCACGUGCCCUACCAGGCGCCCGAGCAUGCCCACCGCCCCCGGGAGCCCGCCCGCGUGGAGCACGUCCCCAAGGAUAGUGGCACCUUCGUGCUGUCUGACACGACGGAGCUCAGAGCCCUGGCAGAGAAGAGCCUGCUCAGGCUGCAGAGCAUCGUCCUCUCGCCUCACGCCACUGACGUCCGUGACGAGGCCGAGACCUUGGCCACCACCCUGCAGACCUUCGCGGCAGUGCUGGACGCCUGGGUCAGCUUCCAGCAGAAGUGGGUCUUCCUCAACAUCGUGCUGUACGAGAUGGACAUCAGCUUGCCCAGCAGCGAGACGGAGGGCCUGUUCAAGCGCCAGGACGCCUGGUUCCGGGAGCUGAUGCAGGCCACGUGCGAGGACCCGCUGGCACUGUCGUGCGUGGUGCCCCCGCUGGGCAGCCGGCGCCUGAGCCAGCUGGCGGGGCCGGCGUUGCAGGUGGCGCUGAGCGCGGGCGCCCGGGACCUGCAGGCCGUGGUGCAGGCGCUGGACUACGUGCUGGAGGCCACGCGCAUGGGCUGCCCGCGCCUCUUCUUCCUGAGCAGCGCUGAGGUGGUGGCCAUGCUGGCCUCGCCUGCCGAGCCGCCCGCCGCCACCGCCUGGGCUCGGCGCUGCUUCCCCGGCCUGCACGGCCUGCUCUUCCGCCCGCCCGCCCGCGCCGCGCCCCCGCCUGCACCCGCGCCCCCGCCCGAGGCCGCCGGCUUGGUGGGCGCCUGUGGAGAGACGGUGCUGCUGCGGCCCCCGCUGCCCCUGCAGGGCCAGAAGCCGGCGCAGUGGCUGCAGGCGCUGGAGCGCGGCAUGAAGGCGGCGCUGUUCCAGCUGCUGCAGGGGUGCGUGGUUCAGCGCCUGGCGCUGCGCGCACAGCUGGACGUGCCCUUCGAGCAGCUCCCGGGCCCCACGCAGCUUCCGCUGCACCUGCUGGCCGAGCACUGGGGGCGGCUGGCGGGCUCCUUCCCCGCGCAGUGCGUGCUGCUGGCCGAGGAGGCCGCGUGGCGCGCCGACGUGGAGGACCGCCUGCUGGGCCCCGGCCCCCGCGCCCGCCCCAGCCUCGAGCUGAAGCUGCGGCUGAAGCUGGAGGCGCUGGCGCACUACGCCCGCUCUGCCCGCGCCAGCCAGGCCCGGCGGUCCGGGGGCGCCCAGCUCUGCGCUGUGCUGGGGGCACUGCUCACGGCCGCCACGCACCACCGCGACGUGCUGGCACGGCUGCUGGAGCGCCGGGCCGCUUCGCCUGCCGCGUUCGAGUGGGCACAGCUGCUCAAGUACCGUGUGGCCCUACCGCCGGCGCAGGCCCCGGGGCCAGCCUGGGCAGGCGAAGCACCAGGCUGCUGGGCCGAGGUCCUGGACCAGCGCCUGCACUACGACUACGAGUACGUGGGGCCCGCAGCCCGACCCGUGGGGGGCCCGCAGCUGGAGCGCAGCUUCCUGGGGCUGCUGCUGGCCCUGGAUGAGUUUCGCUGCGCGGCCGUGCUGGGCCGCAGGGCCACGGGGCGCACCGAGACCGUGCGGGGCCUGGCCCGGGCCCUGGGCCGCCAGCUCGUCACGCUGCCCUGCUCCCGCCAGCUGGGGCUGGACUGCCUGCGUCGCUUCGUGAGCGGGGCCGUGCAGGCGGGCGCCUGGCUGCUGCUGGAGGAGCUGGACCAGCUGGCGCCUGGCGUGCUGGCGGGCUUCGGCCAGCUGACCGCCGACCUGCAGGCCCUGUGCCUGGCGCUGCGCGAGGGGCCGUGCUCGGUUGAGGAGGAUGAGGACCUGGAGGAAGAGGCGGAGGAGGAGAAGGGCACCAGUCCCGGGGACGCGCCGGAGGCGCCGGCCCUGCCCGAGCUGGGUGUAGACGAAGCGCAACCCUUCCAGCCUUGCAUCCUGGGCCACAUCCUCUUCGGUGACCGCCUGCUGCGGGUGCGCGAGACCUUCGGAUGCCUGGCCACGCUGCGGCAAGUGCCCACAACCAUGCGCCUGGCGCUGCGCCCCGUGGCCCUGCUGCCCCCUGACACGCAGGCCGUGGCCGAGCUGGCCCUGCUGGCCGCUGGCUUCCGCGAAGCCUCGCGCUUGGCCCACAAGCUUGCCACCUUCUUCCGGCUGGAGGGGGAGCUGGGCCCGGGCCCUGGCCCCGGCCGCCUGGCCCUGCUCAAGGGCGUGGUGGAGACGGCCACCGGCAUCCUGCACCCGCCCGUGCCGCCCAGCACCAGCUGCGCUCAGCUGUCCGCCCUGGCCGGGCUGUCCGAGGAGCCGGCGCUGGUGCGGGCGCUGUGCCUCUCGCCGCUGCUGGCCGGCCCGGAGGGCCCCCGGCUGGCACAGCUGCGGGAGCUGCUGCGCAGCGUGUUCCCAAUCGCCGGCUCCACGCUGCCCGAGUGCCAGGCGCCGAGCCCGGUGAUGCGCGCGGUGCUGGCUGAGCUGCAGGUGGACGGGCUGCACGCCGACCUGGACCUGGCCGGCGCCGUGGCCCAGCUCCACCAGGCCCUGCAGGGCUCAGCGAGCGUGCUGCUGGUGGGACCCGUGGGCAGCGGCAAGACCACGGCCUGGCGUACCCUGGCCAAGGCGCUGAGCCGGCUGGCCACCAGCGAAGCCCUGGAGGCGCCGUCGGGGGACAGCCGGCCGCGCGGCAGGGAGGACGUGGCCCUGCUGCCUGUCAGUGCCACGUGCCUCUGCCCCAAUGCCCUCAGCGCCCCCGAGUUCCUGGGCAGCAUGGACGGCAGCGUCUGGACCGACGGCAUCUUCUCCCGCCUGAUGCAGAGAGCGGUGGCCUCGGGGCCGGCCCCCAGCUCCCAGCAGUGGUUGGUGCUGGACGGGGCCGCCAGCCCCGAGUGGCUGGAGCCCAUUGCAACGCUGCUGGGGCCGGAGCCCGCCCUCGUGCUGCCAAGCGGCCGGCGGAUCCAGGCCCCCGAGGGCGUGAAGCUGCUGCUGGAGCUGCCCGACGCUUCCAGCCUGUCGCCGGCCAUGUCCACACGCUGCACCCUGCUGCACGUGGGGGGCGUGGGGCUGUGGCAGGCCCUGCUGGCCGCGGCCCUGGCCUCCUGCUCCCCGGCGCGCGGCCUGGACCCGGAGGACCUGGCUUUGCUGCGCGGCCUGGCCGAGGGGCUCUUCCCGCCCACGCUCGCCUUCCUGCAGCAGCACUGCAGCUCUGUGCUGCAGAGCCAUGCCCAGCCCUGCCGCCCCACCGCCUGGGGCGUCCCCGAGACUGCCGCUUUCGCCCGCAUCCUGCAAGCCCAGCUGGACCGGCACCUGCCGCCUGAGCAGUCCACGGGCCAGGCACCCAGCAUGGACGAGGUGACAGGCCGCAAGGACAGCUCCCCCACACUGGCACCAUCCUCCUCCUCCUCCUUGAGCCAGCACCUGGACCAGCUUGUAGCCACCCAACGCCACCAGCUGCUCCUCAGCAUCUUCGUGUUUGCCUACAUCUGGGGCUUCGGCGGCCACCUGCACCCCAGGUACUGGGACGUCUUCGACCGCUUCGCCCGCCGGGCUCUGCUCAGCAGCCGCUGCAGCGUGGAGCUGCCCCCAGCAGCCUCCGUCUUUGACCUGUACCCGCAGCCGGAGAGCGGGAGGCUGGAGGCCUUCAACGGGACGUACCUGUCCCACAGGCCCAAGGGGGUCCCCGCCACCUUCAUCCCCCUGCCCCAGCACGAGCGCCUGCUGUACCUGGUGGACCUGCUGCUGGGCGCCCGCCAGCCCGUGCUGCUGGCCGGGGAGCCUGGCGCCGGCAAGUCAGCCUUGGCGGAGCUGCUGGCCCAGCCGCACCAGCCCUGGCAGCGCAUGGCCCUCUCGCCUCCCUUCGGUGCCACCCACCUGCGCCAGCUGCUCCAGACCAGGGUCCUGAGCAGCUCCAGGGCGCCGGGGCCGCGGGCGCCCUCCCUGCACGGCACCAGGGGCCACCUGCUUGUGCUCGAGGACCUGCAUGCCGCCGAACCCGGCCCGCGGGGGGGCAGCUGCGCCGUGCUGGAGACCCUUCGCCAGGCCCUGUCGCACCGGGAGGUCUGCAGCACGGAGACCCUGGAGCUCCAGCGUCUGCUGCCCGGCCGCUGCCUGGCCACCCUGUCCGCCCCCGCACCGGGCGCACCCCCCCUCUGCCCACGCCUGGCCUGGCUCUUCAGCACGCUGGCGCUGCCCACCCUCACCCGGGACGCGCUCACCACCAUGCACACGCCCGCUCUCCUGGCCUGGCUGGAGAGGCUCCCACACGUGCCACAGGCCGGCGAGCUGGCCCCUGCCCUGGUGGGCGCCACUGCGGACGCCUACGAGGCCGUGCGGGCGCGCUUCCGGCCGGUGCCUGCCCGCUGCCCAUGCUUCUUCUCCGCCCAUCACAUCGACAAGGUGCUCCGGGGCCUGCUGCUCCUGCGGCCCAGCCCCAGCCUGCCCCUGCUCGCCGGCCCCACGGACGAGGGGCGGGCGGCACGGCGAGGCUCCCCAGGGCUGUCUGCCAGCCCCACGAUGGGCGCGCAUACGGUGCCGCGCCUCUGGCUGCACGAGGCCCUGCGCACCUUCUGCGACCCGCUGGCCUCGGCGCCCGAGCAGCGGGAGUGCACGCAGCUGCUGCUGGACACGGCCCUCGGUGCCUUCUGCGCCCACCGCAGCAUCCCACACGCCGUCUCCACCGCCGAGCAGGACCCUGGCGCCCGCCCCACAGGCCCCACGGACGAGGAGGAUGGGGAGGACGAUGCCCCCAGCGACAGCGACACGGAGCCCAAUGACACCCCCAGCAGCAGCGACUCCGAGGGCCCUGACGCCUUCGAUCCCGUGGAGCUGGCCCCGCCGCUGGUGCUGGACCCACCGGGUGCCGGCUCCGAUGACCUGCCCGCCGUCGUAGAGCCAGAGACCAAGGAGCCGGUGGCGAUGCCGCGGCUGCAGGUGCCCUCACGGCUGCAGGUGGCCUCAUGGCAGUCCUGCCCCCGGCUCCUCCUGCGCUGCCGCAGCACGGAGCCAUUCGUGGGCCAGGAGCUCCGCAGCAGCAUGCGCCGGCACAGUCGGCGCCGGUCCUCGGCCUUCAGGGACGGCCUCAGGCCCCUGCUGCCCGCGCACCAGCUGCUGCUGCCCAACGAGGACCCAUGCGACCUAGUCUUCAGCUGGGAGCCGGUGCCAGGCGUCCUCGGCGCCGAGCCCCCGGGCUCCUACCUGGAGCGCCGCUGGGAGGCCUUGCAACCGCAGCUCCGUGCCCUGCUGCCACCGGGCUUCGCGCUGUGCCGCGAGGUGGCUCAGCACCUGCUGCGCCUGCUGCGUGUGUUGGGCGGCCCCGAGCAGCACGGGGCCCUGGUGGCGCUGCGCCCCGGCGCCGGGCGGCGGGCGCUGGCACGGGUGGCCGCGCAGGCCGUGGGCGCGCGGGUCUGGGAGCUGGGGCCAGGGGCAGCAGAGGAGGAGGUGCGGGCACAGCUGCGGGAGGCCUGCUGGCAGGCAGGCGCGCUGGGGCGGCGCGCCGUGCUGCUGGCGCUCCCGGGCGCGGCGCUGGGCACCCUGCGGCAGGCGCUGGCUGUUGCACGCGAGGGCACCUGCCCCGGGCUGCACGGCCCUGAGGACACGGUGUCCAUCGCUGCAGCGCUGCUGCGGGACAGCCAGAACCAGACACGUGGCCUGCGGACGGAAGCCACCAUCCAGAGGUUCUGCCAGCUGGUGCGAAGCCGCUUGCACGUGCUGGUGCUGCUGGAUGGGCGCAGGGGCCUGGCGCGGCGCCGGGGGCCCUUCGGGCUGCCCGUGGCCGCGGCCGCGGCGCUGCUGGCGCAGAGCUGCAGCAUAGAUGUGUACCAGCCCUGGAGCCGCCAGUCCCUGGCCCAAGUGGCCACCGAGCACCUGCAGGAAGCCCUGGCCCACCAGCCCCCAUGCACCCCAGUCCCGGCGUCUCUGAGGACCCUGGAGACGUCGGUGUCCAGCGUGGCCGCAGGCGCGGCCCUGAUCCACGUGUCGGCACGGUGCCACGCCGCAUACCUGGCCCCACGCCUGCCCCUGGUCACGCCCACCACUUUCCUCGACCUGCUCGACGCCUUCGUCACCCUGUCGACCCAGAUGCAGGCGCAGACCCAGGCCCAGGCCUACCGGCUGCGGGCCGUCCUGGACAAGCUGCAGGAGGUGAGCGAGAGGCAGCAGGCGCGGGGCCAGGAUGUCCGCGUGCUGGAGGAAAAGCUGCGCAAGGCCAAGGAGAAAGUGGUGCGGUGCCGGCGCAGGGCAGAGCAGGAGGAGGCGGUGCGGCGGCAGCACGAGCAGGACUGCCAGCAGCGCCAGGCGCGGCUCGAGGACCUGGCCGCCGAGCACAGCCGGUUGGAGCAAGCCCAGGAGGAGGCCUUGGAAAAGAUGGGCAUAGACUACGAGGCGGCACUGGCACGGCUGCACGUGGGCGAUGUGGAGGAGCUGCGCAGCUACCGGCGGCCCCCGGUGCCCGUGGUGCGGGUGACCGACCUCCUGUGCCGCAUGUUCCAGCAGGCGCCCGGCUGGGACAGCGCCCGCCAGCUGCUGGGCCGCCCGGACUUCUACCAGGAGCUGCUGUUCUACCCCAAGGACGAGCUGUCGGAGGAGGUGCAGGAGGCGCUGGGCCACGCCGCGGCCGACCCCACCUUCCUGGACCCUGUGCUGCGCGGCGCCAGCCGUGCGGCCGCGGCCCUGGGCCAGUGGAUGUGCGCGGUGCAGCGGUACGGCCAGGCCCGGCGCACCUGGCAGCCCGUGCUGCAGCAGCUGGCCCGCUGCGAGCAGCAGAUACGCGACGAAGAGGGGCAGCUGAGCAACCGGCUCCUGCAGGCUGAGCGGCUGCAGGAGCGCAGUGCCGCCUGGGCUCUGAAGCUGGAGCAGGUGCUGGAGCAGCAGGAGGCACUGGCCCGGCAGCUGCACUGCGCCCAGCAGGACCAGGCCGAGGGCGACUCCGUCGGCUGCACUAUGGCUGCACACAUGGCGCGCUGGCUGGAGGCCGCCCAGGCUCUGGAGCGGAUGUGCAGCACGGUGCAGGGGGACGCGCUGCUGUGCGCAGCCGCCGUCUGCUACCUGGGCGCCUUCCCCCCGCCGCGGCGCCAGGAGCUGCUGGAGAAGUGGCAGGACCUCCUGGCCGGGCGCCGAGUGCCGUUGGGCCCGGACGACAUGCGGCGGGCGCUGGAGCAGGAGCUGCCCUGCCCCGGCCCCGCACCCACCACCCCCGGCCCCCCGCUGCUGCCCGUGCACCCCGACUUCAGCCUGCUGGCCCUGCUGAGCUGCGAGCGCGAGCAGCGUGCCUGGGACCGUGACCGCAAGCCGCAGGAUCCAGCCUCGCGCCAGGCCGCCGCGCUGCUCCACGCCGCUGCCCGCAUCUGCCCCCGCCGCUGGCCGCUGCUGCUCGACCCCGACCAGCAGGCCCUCACCUGGCUCAGCACCGUUCCCCGGGCCAAGGACGAUGAGGCCUGCGCCAACCCGGACAUGCGGCUGGAGACCGCAGAGCCCAGCAGUGCCGCCGAGCCCCCGGAGCAGACGCUGCAGGUGCUGUCGGCGAUGGACCCCGGUCUGGAGGAGAGUCUCCGGGCAGCCGCCGGCAGCGGUCUGCCCGUCCUGCUGCUGCACGCGGAGAAGAGCCCGGGCAGCCCCAUCCUCCAGCGCCUGCUGCAGAAGGAGGCGGGCCCGGAGCUGGCACCGGGUGAGGCCGUGCAGAUGCUGCCCUCCUUCCGCCUCUACCUCAGCACCAGCCUGCCCCUGCACACCCUGGGCCAAGAGAUGGAGCGGGCCCUACUGCCCAGCCUGAACGUGGUGGACCUGAGCCUGGGUGAGGGGGCGCUGGAGGAGCUGCUGCUGGAGGAGCUGCUGCUGGUCGAAUGCCAUGAGGCCCAGAGCCACUGGCGCCGGCUGGAGCUGAGUGUCCUGCAGGUGGAGGAUGAGCUGGCGUGUGCUGAAGAGGAGCUGAUACAGCUGAUCUCAGCGCCAGAGCAGGCUCUGCUGGAGACGGAGGCAUUCCUCCCCAUGGUGCAGCUGCUGGACACGCAGGUGGAGAUGCUGCGCUCCAGCCACGAACACCUGUGCUCCCUGCGCCGGGGCCACCGUGCGAUACGCGAGCAGUACCGGCCGGCUGCACGCCUGGGUGCCGCGCUGCACCAAGCCCUGCGCCAGGUCUGCCGCCUGCAUCCGCUCUACCGCUGCAGUGCCACCGCCGGCCUGGCCGCUGCCCGCCGUGGCCUGCUGGUCACCAGAUGGGGAGGCACCAGGCGGCAGGAGGCACUGGAGGCCCGGGUGAUGGAGCUGCGCAGGGCCCUGGCACGGGCGCUGCUGACCUACGCCCAGCCUGGCCUAUGGGAGCGCCACGAGCUGCUGCUGGCCCUGCUCGGUGCUGUGGCCCUGCAGCGCCUUGAUGGCCAUGUCUCCUCACUGGCCUGGCUGGCCUUCUGCCAGGGCCUGCGGGCACCCACCGCCACCCGCCUGCUGCCCCUGCCGCCUGGUGCCCCACCAUGCCCAGCCUGGGUGGAUGCCAAGGCCUGGGAGGAGUGUGGGCGAUUGGAGGCACUGCCUGGCUUCCAGGGGCUGCAGGCGGCACUGGCAGGCAAGGCGGCAGCAUGGCAGGAGUACCUGCGCCUGCCCUGCACCAUGGUGGGCCCUGCACCAGCCCCCAGCCACGCUGGCCUUGGAUCCUUCCAGCGCGCCCUGCUGUGGCGUGUGCUGCGUCCGGGCCAACUCUGCAGCGUGGCCGCUGACCUGGCUGCCUGCCUGAUGGGGCGUCCCAGGGCCGAGGCGGCUGCCCACAGUGCUGCCACCUUGUAUGACCACAGCCAGAGCCACGUGCCCAUCCUCUUCCUUACACCGCUGCCUGGCACUGCAGCCGCCACUGCCCACCCGCUGCACUGGAUCCAGCAGAUGGCCCGGCAGCAGCACCGCGAGGUCGGCGCGGCAGGCGAGGGACAGCCUGGGGGAGCUCAGUGGGUGCAGCUCUGGGUGACACCUCUCCGCUUGCCGCAGGGGAAGGUCAUGGUCGUCACACUGGGGGCACCCGACUGCCUGCAGCGGGUGGGCGAGGCCCUGGGCACCUGUGCAAGGAGGGGGCAUUGGCUGGUGCUGGACAACUGCCACCUGCAGACACACUGGCCACCCGCCAUGCUGGCACCACUGCAGCAGCUGCUGGGCAUCUCCCAGGGUCCUGCGAAGCUGGCAGCAGUCGCUGCAAAAGGGAAGAAGCUCCACCCCAAGUUCCGCCUCUGGCUCAUCGCGGACGCCCGGCUCCCAUGCCCCCUGCCAGGGGCCCUGCGCCAGAGUGUGGUGACCGUGUGCUGCGAGACACCGAUCGACCUACAGGGUGCCCUGCUGCGCGUCCACAGCCUGGCCCAGGACCAGCAGGCCUGGCGGGUGCAGCCCGAGCGGGGGCUGCCACUGCUAGCCCUGCAUGCCGCCCUCCUGCACCGCCAGCACUAUGGGCGCAGGGCCCAGGCUGCCCACUACUUCUGGACUGAGGCUGAGCUCUUUGCCGGGCUGCGGGCACAGGAGCGGCUUUCACAGGUCGUGUCCAACCCAGAGGAGGCCCUGCAAGAGCUGGCAGGCUCCAUUUUCUAUGGGGGCCACAUCCUGGAUGUGGGGGAUGCGGCUGUCGUGCAGACCCUGAGCCAGCAGUGCCUAAGCCAGGACCCCCACUUGCCACCCGCCCGUGGGGUCCAGACGCUCUGCGCUGCCGUUGCCGGCACAACAGCUCUGGGCGGCUCCUCGGAGGAGCAGCUGGCAGAUCCCCAGGCACAGAUGCAGCAGCUGGUGGGUGCGGCUGCCCCGGCACUGUGCGGGCUGCCAGACGGGCUGCAGGAGCAGGAGCUGGAGCGCCGCAGCCAGGCCCUGCUCGCUGACCUGCUGCGGUCACAGGCCCUGUGGCUGCCGCACCCACGCCUGCCCCACUCCGGGCAGCACGAGUCACUGGGGCCGCUGGUGCAGCAGGGCCUGGAGAUGGUGCGGGAGCUGGAGGCGGCGUUGCAGCAGUGCCUGCCCUGUGGCCUCCAGUGCCCACCCCCUCGGCCCCUGUUGCGGUUCCUGCUGGAUGAGGCUGGGAACCUGGCGGCCCUGCUGCGCCAGGUGGGCAUGGACCUGCGCUGCACCCAGCAGCAGCUGCAAGGGAUGCCCUGCGCAGCCCCCCGCUGCACCGCAGUGCUGCGGGCCCUGGGCCGCGACCGCCUGCCCCGCGUCUGGCUGCGCCACACGCCCACCGGGCCCCAGCACCCUGGCGCCUGGCUAGAGACACUGCGAAGCCGCGGGCAGUUGCUGUGCAGCUACCUGGGGGCAGGCACAGGGCCACCAGCCCCACUCUACCACCUGGCCGCCUUCCAGCACCCCCGGCGCCUGCUGCUGGCCCUGCUCCAGGACACCGCACGGGCCGAGAACCAGAGCCUGGAGCAGCUCCAUCUCAGCCCCCAGGUGCUACCAUCCUGCGUUUCACGCCACAGCCACAGGUCCGGGCUCCUGCUGGGUGGUCUGGAGCUGCGCAAUGCGUGGUGGGAUGAGGACAUGGCCCGGCUUCAGGCCACGCACAGCACCCAGCCCUGCCCGCUGCCCCUCGUCUGGGUGCAAGCCUUGCGCAAGGCGAGCCAGCUGCCAGGGGCCGGCACCCUCCUGCCCCAGUACCACUGCCCCAUCUACGUGGGGCUGGCCCAGCAGCCCACAUGUCUGAAGAGCCACCGGGCUGUGCUGCACCUGGCACUGCCCUGCGCCAUGCCACCCGCUCUGUGCAUGCAGCACCGCCUGCAUAUCGUCAGCGUGCUGCCCUGAGACGCCCUGCGCAGGCCGCUACAGAAAUAGAAUAUAUUUGUGUACAAAA